AUGGAAAUUGAAAGGAAUGAUCGUAGAAGCCCCGAUGGUCGACAUUCAGAAUCCAUUUCUUCACCUACGAUGUCGCAUGAUUCAGCAUUGCCAGCGACACCAACAUUACAAUAUGCUGAUCUUGAUGAUGAUGAUGAUGAUGAUGAUGAUGAUAAUGAUGACGAUACAAAUGUAUCAU
Molecule: messenger RNA, 178 nt
Organism: Rotaria sordida
Lineage: Eukaryota; Metazoa; Rotifera; Eurotatoria; Philodinida; Philodinidae
Source: the annotation of a GenBank genome assembly